Messenger RNA from Seminavis robusta, 879 nucleotides. NCBI's taxonomy places the organism in Eukaryota, Bacillariophyta, Bacillariophyceae, Naviculales, Naviculaceae. The record is from the annotation of a GenBank genome assembly.
AUGAAGUUCUCCAACACCAUCUUUGCCGCUGCUGGCCUUUUCCUGGUCCAGCCUUUCUUCUCAGAUGUGGCUCUUGCUCAAGGAACUCCAGAUGACCUCCCCCCUGCCUUGGAGACUUGGUGUGACCAAUACCACGGACGUGACUAUGGUGUGUGCAAUGCCUAUUGUGAAGCCCAGGACUGUGAAGGGCCCAAUGCUGACAAAAACUCCUGUGAUGGGUUGCGUGAAAAGUUCCUUCAGUCGACAGGAGAAACCAGGUUCCCCUGUGAAGUAUCCCGUUGCCCUUGUUGGGACAGCAUUGAAGACAUCUCUGGUGGUACCAGCUUUGCUGGUGAUGUCUAUAGUACUCUUGUUGGGUACUAUAGCGUGAAUUUUGAUGUUGGUUCAGCCGCAAUCGUUCUAAAUAUUUGCCUCGGAUACAAUGAUGAUGGAUCUUUUUCCCUUACAGGUUUGGAAGAAGCAGAUAUUGUUGCUUGCACUAACGAUAUUUUGACUUAUGCCGCAGCCAACAGUGGAGUUGGGAACAAUAUCAAAUCUUCCUGUACUCCCUACCCAGCACCUACCACCACUUGUCCCUGCUGGGAUGGAUCUGACACCAGUGGCUCCUUUCCCAUCUUUCCAGGCCUCGAUGGUCGCACCAUCUGGUUUAGUGAGUUUAGAAAGGCCAGCUCUGACAUUUCGGCCGGUGUUUGGUUGAAAAAUGGAACUAGUACCAGCAGCUAUAAUACGGGUACUGCUGGUCCGGGCAAUUAUAUUUGCAUCGGCUAUGAUGGCAACAGUUAUAAACAGAUUGCCUCUGAGGAAUUUGAAGCUUGUUACAACGAUUUGUUGUCUUGGUCUGCCUACUUUGGCGAGAAUGAGUGCCAUGCUUUCUUUUGA